AUGAAAUCAACAUAUUAUUUAUUACCUGUUGUUGACUUAUGGAAGGUAAGAGAGACGUCAGAAUAUCGAGUUGUUUAUGAUACACGCGGUAGACAAAGUGAGCAUGCAAAACAUUGGCGAGAUGGUGAAAUUCUAGAUGAACGGGCGUACUUCCGCACGAUUACAGAACCUGCCACAUUAUCCAUUGACAAUAUCAGUGAACGUGAUGAAGGUGACUACAGAUGUCGUAUUGAUUACCUGAAAUCGCCAACAAAGAACAGUCUGGUUCGACUUACUGUUAUUGUGCCACCACAAAAACCAACUAUCUUUGAUGACAAUGGUAAAGAAGUACCGUCAAUAGCUGGUCCUUAUGUAGAAGAUGGUGAAAUGAAACUCACGUGCAUGGUUUCAGGAGGUCGGCCAGAGCCUUCAGUAAGAUGGUGGCGAAAUGGUACUUUAAUUGAUUCAACAGAUCGUACCACAUCAUACAAAAAUGUACGAACAAAUGAACUUCUUGUACGAAAUUUACAACGAGAAGAUCAGCAUGCUGUAUACACUUGUCAAGCAUCGAAUAAUAAUAUAAGUCAGCCAGUAUCCGCAUCAGUUACCAUUGAAAUUUAUUUUAAACCAAUCAGCGUUGAAAUUUUAAGCAGCAAUCAACCAUUUUCAGCGGAUAGAAGUUAUGAAAUACCAUGUCAAAGUGUUGGAUCACGACCACCAGCGCAAAUUUCUUGGUGGAUGGAUGGUAAACAAUUAAGCAACCAUAGCCAACAGAAUUCAGCGGAUGGGAACGUCAGCACUUCGACGUUAACGUUAAUGCCCACACGCUCUGACAAUGAUAAGUCCCUUACGUGUCGUGCAGAGAACACCCAUGUACAUGGUGGUGUCGAGGAAGCAACAUUACGGCUGAAUGUUUUCUUUAUACCAACUUUAGAAUUACAAUUGGGAAAAAGUUUAAAUCCAGACGACAUAGAAGAAGGUGAUGAUGUCUAUUUCGGAUGUGAAAUAAAAGCAAAUCCUCAAGCGUAUAAAGUGCUUUGGAAACAUAACGGGCAAGUUAUUCAACAUAAUCAAAAAGCAGGCGUUAUAGUCAGUAACCGAGAUUUGGCAUUACAAAAUGUUGGACGCAAUCAAGCAGGAAAUUAUACUUGUGUUGCAUCAAAUGUUGAAGGAGAUGGAAUCAGUAAUACAGUGAAUCUGAAAAUUAUGUUCAAACCAAUUUGCCGAAGUGAUCAAAAACGUAUAUAUGGUGUAGCUAGACAUGAACAGGCUCAAGUAUUAUGUGAAGUAGAAUCAUUUCCACCACCUGAAAGUUUCAAGUGGUCAUUCAAUAACACUGCAGAAACGAUCGAUGUACCACAAAUUCGUUUUAAAUCCACUUCAGUAUUAUCCAUGUCAACAUUACAAUAUACACCCGUUACCGAAAUGGAUUAUGGUACAGUAAUGUGUUGGGCAAAUAAUCUUGCUGGCCGACAAAUUGAACCGUGUGUUUUUCAUAUAAUUGCUGCGGGUAAACCCGAUCCACCGUUUAAUUGUACAUUAGCAAAUCAAUCAACUGAAUCGUUACAAAUUGAGUGUAUUGAGGGCUUUAAUGGUGGUCAACAACAAAGUUUUAUGGUUGAAGUGUUUGAUCAACAGAAUGAUAUUUUACAAGCAAAUAUUACGGGUAGUAAUAUACCAAUAUUUACUGUAAAUGGUUUGGGUGCUGGUAAAAUACUUAAGAUUCUUGUAUAUGCUGUCAAUUCAAAAGGAAGAAGUGAACCGGUGUUGUUGGAAGGUUUCACAUUGAAAAUUGCAGAGAAACAAACUGGAUCACCAACAGAAUUUACACCUAUGUUAUCAGUAUUAAUUGGUAUUAUGACAGCAUGUUUAUUCGUCACAGUAAUUAUUGUUGGUGCGUUAAGAAUGAAAGGUCGACGACAACCACCACAUCAACCAUCCGUUAUGCCCUUAAAACAAAAACCACCCAUAUCAUUACCUCUUCAUUCAGAAUCUGAAGAAUUAAAAGAUGAUAAGAAUCCGGAUGUUAUUCCAGCAAAUAAAGAUUCUGAUUAUCAAUUAACUUCUGCAACACAAACGCCCGGAGAAAGAACGUAUAGCGUUCAUUCGGACGAUCUUCAUACGUUACAAGGUACUCCAAUACCAACAAUUGAACCUGUAGUAUUUCAAAAUGGAAUUCCACGAGAUCAAAAAAUUAUUUCACCGAUUGUUGGAAAUGAAGUAACUUAUGCAGAGCUUUGUCUUGGUCGACCAUUGACAGAGAGUGCAGCAAGAAAAGAUGACACAACAAUAUACGCUCAAAUCGAUCACAAUCGACGACCACCUCCACCGCCUGUUGGAGUUUAUCAUCAUAGGGAAGUAGUUACAGUUCGAACACCGCUCAUGGGAUGUCAGCAAGAAAGUUGCGUUUAACUUAUGACAGUUUCUCCAAGGACCAGGAAUU
Molecule: messenger RNA, 2422 nt
Organism: Chrysoperla carnea
Lineage: Eukaryota; Metazoa; Arthropoda; Insecta; Neuroptera; Chrysopidae
Product: nephrin-like
Exons: 14
Coding region: 1-2391 (796 amino acids)
Molecular function (GO): protein binding
Source: RefSeq, a predicted model, not a curated record